AUUUUUCUCCCAAGUAUAUUACCAUUAGGAUUGAAUUUGCACGAAUAAUAAAAACUUGACAAGUCGAGAAACAAGUCAAACAAAAGAUUCUAAAAACGCAGAGACGUAAAGCACCGGGCUUUGAGGAUCAAUGGCGAAGAAGGCGAAGGCACCGAUAGAUGAAAAAGCUGAUAGACUGCAGCGGUUGAAGGAAUCAAGACGAAAGCUUGAGAACAGAUUCUGCGUUCGAAUUUCUAGCGCCGCUUUUGAAUUCGCCGUUCAUGGCCUCGAGACCUUCCACCCCCAACUCAUCUCUGAUGAAGCCUCUCCUUGGAAGCCCAUAGAAAUUUUGGCCCGAGCAUGUAAGCUGGUGGUUGAGAGAUUCAAAAAUUGUGCAUAUGAGCGUGAUUUCUACGAGAACGCAUACCGACUGCGUUGGGCCCUUGUUGAAAUAGUCGAACUGUUCAAUAAAACCGAUUGGUAUAGCAAGUCAUGGGUGGAUCGGUUGAGGUGGGACCGUGAUUCGGCCUCGAUUUUAAUGGGCGAGUUUUUAAGUAGAUGGGAGGUUGUUUUGGAGUCGCCACCCAGAGGUUUUGGUGUCUUGUUCUCAGAUUUUGCCAAGAACAUUAAAAUCCUAAGGAAAAAUGCUUAUUCACAUUUGUCUAGUCGUAGAAUAGCUAAGCUCCUGGACGUGAUUCAAGAUGGAUUGAUUUAUUCUUUCGAGCGUCACUUGACAGUCAGUCAAGUUGAUGUUGCUCAGGUGGUGAGCACCCUGACUGAUGUCCCGCCUACUGUAAUUCUGCCGUCUAUUGACCACCAGAAGGAGGCGAUUUAUAUGACGUGUCGGGGUUUGUUGGAACAAAACAACACGAUUCAUGAAAUUUACGCAACAUUGGUCUCCACAAGGCGAGGCAGUAAUAACCUUCCGAGGGGUUCUUUUCUCUUACUGGGCUCCACGGGAACUGGUAAGACGGAUAUUGCCAGGGCCGUUGCCGAGUAUUGGUACUGUGAUGCGAGCAGGCUUGUAGAGAUAGACUUAUCAGAUUAUGAUGCAGAGGAAACAGCCGAAUGUUCGACGGAGAAGCAUGAGGACUUUUGGGGCCGUCUGACAGGAGUUGUGGCGAGACGUCCUUACUCGGUGAUUGUUAUAGACAAUAUCGAGAAGGCCUCUCCUUCAGUUAUGAGGGUUCUCCUCGAGCUUUUGCGCGGUGAAGCUCAGGCAAGUGAUGUUGUCGACUUCUCUAAUUCGGUCAUCUUCAUGACGUCAGGUGUGGGGUCCGAUCAGCUUGAUUUGCGAUGUGUGUGCCAUAAGCGAAACGAAGAUCUUUGGAACCAGUUCUUGAGCAAUCAGUACAUAUUCCGUAAGACUCACGAUUGCAUUUUAAAAGGCAGUGGUCCCGAAAGAGCGCUUGCCGCGGCGAAAAAGUUGUUGGGCACUGAUCUGUUAGAUUCGGUUGAUAAAGUUUUUAUUUUGAAGAGGUUUACGAAUUACAGGAGUGUUCUGAGGGUGCUUCUGAGGAAAAUUGUUAGCCAACUCUUUGGAGACAAAAGACUCAUUGUGCAUGCCUCUAAUGAAGUGCUAAAUUUUUUAUUCCUUGAGGCUCUACAAAAGUUUGGUAAAGGUGGGAAGGCUUUAGAAAAAGUUUUGCAUGAGCACAUCGUUCCAUGGCUAACAGCUGUAGAUGAUCUUAAAACAGAUGUUGUAGUGCGGGUUGAUAAAUUUGCGGGGGCACGUGAACUAUUGUUUAGCUUCCAAGAACAAGAAACAUGUGUGGACGAUUGGUACUUCAAGUUCAAGGACGGGACCUUUGAUAAAGCGGUUGGCAAUGUAAGGAUGAAAGUGGAAUCCAUGCACCGGAUAUUCAAGUCUAUAAAUGAGUACAAGCGAUUGUUGCAAUGCAGAAAUGGCACGCGUGAUUCGGGUCGUCUGGUUGUGGAUAUUUGUGAUGAGAUCCUAAGAUGGUCCCCAUUUCCUGAACGGCAACCGUUUCAUAAUCUUUAUUUGAAUUUAUGAACGGUGUAGGGUGUCUUUUAUGAGCCCAACUUAACAAAAUCUUAAACACAGUACCAAGGCCAGCCAUAUCUCGAGGUUGAUCAGGUCACACUUACAGGGGCUGCUUUUUGACAGUACAAUUGGUUUUGUCUUCAAGUAGAGCAAUCUCAAACUCAAAUAUACUAACUUAAAUGAUUAAGACACAACAAAUGUUAAUAUAACUCAUGUUGGACAAGUGCAUUUGCGUAGAGUGUGGACCAUUACAUGUACGUUUCAAUGCAUUUAUGUCUUAAUAUUACAAGAAAGCUCCAUACAAUUUGAAGGUAAAAUACAUCAUAUUAGGUUAUCAAUAAAUCACAUUUUUGUCCCACUGUCGUGUUUUUGUUUUUGUUGUUG
Molecule: messenger RNA, 2368 nt
Organism: Striga asiatica
Lineage: Eukaryota; Viridiplantae; Streptophyta; Magnoliopsida; Lamiales; Orobanchaceae
Source: the annotation of a GenBank genome assembly